Neoarthrinium moseri is the source of this 804-nucleotide messenger RNA. RefSeq lists its product as uncharacterized. The record is from RefSeq and is a predicted model, not a curated record. The coding region runs from base 1 to 804 and encodes 267 amino acids. The transcript is spliced from 2 exons. Lineage: Eukaryota; Fungi; Ascomycota; Sordariomycetes; Amphisphaeriales; Apiosporaceae.
AUGGUCCAGGCCCCCGUCAAGCUUAUGCAGUACGCGCAUGUCGCCCGGCCGGGGCUGCGGGUCCGAUUGCUGUUCGCGUCAUCAAUUGCUGUGGUGCGGCAUUACACAGAGCAUGGACGCUCGAGUGGCGACCAAAGGGGGUCGAGUUGCAACGUCACGGUUCCGGAGACGGCGAUAGACGACCCUAGAGUGUCUACGCCGAUGGGAUACGCCAGGGCGAAGUGGGUGUGUGAGCGCAUGCUCGAACGGGUGGGCGUCGAGUUCUGCGAGGAGCUGGAACCCGUCAUUGUGCGCAUCGGUCAACUCAGCGGACCCGAGAUGACGCAGGGGACGUGGAAGACCAAUGAGCACAUCCCAGCGUUGGUACGCGCCAGCCAGGCGGUCGGGGCAUUCCCGCGGCUAGAGGGGACCGUGUCCUGGCUCCCAGUCGACCACGCCGCGCAGUCGCUAGUCUCAAUGCUGUUUCAUCCUGUGAGCCUUCCACGCUUCUUACACCUCGAGAACCCCAUCAGGCAGAGUAUAGACGACAUUGCUACCAUCAUGGCACAUGAGUUGGGCUUUGGGAGGUGUGCAGAGAUGCUGCCGUGUGAGGAGUGGCUCCAGCGAGCUUCCGAGACGGGGUCCAUUGCUUCGCUGGAAGCGUUCUUCCUAGAUCAUUUCCGGAGCCUGGGACACGGCUCUGCGGUUCUCGAUACGGCCAAUGCUAGGGCUGUGUCACGAGCCUUGCGUGGGGUGGGAGCAAUUGGCCACGACCUGCUCAGAGAAUAUAUCAAACGAUGGAGGCGUGAAUGUUUCCUUGAAUGA